Lethenteron reissneri (Far Eastern brook lamprey) is the source of this 6707-nucleotide messenger RNA. Its product is annotated as zinc finger protein ZFP2-like. Gene Ontology annotation, cellular component: nucleus. NCBI's taxonomy places the organism in Eukaryota, Metazoa, Chordata, Hyperoartia, Petromyzontiformes, Petromyzontidae. Gene Ontology annotation, biological process: regulation of transcription by RNA polymerase II. The record is from RefSeq and is a predicted model, not a curated record. Gene Ontology annotation, molecular function: DNA-binding transcription factor activity, RNA polymerase II-specific.
UAUAUUUUACACUUCCAUCAUUUUUACUCUUCGGUUCUUUCGGCAAUUCAUCUUUAUUCUUCUUUUUAUUGUCACCAUCAUCACCACAAUCGGCUCCGUCUCCCGCACGGAGGUGCCUGCAAAGCCGCUGGUGGUUACGGCGAUGCAUGGUGAUGCUACAUCUCUAUCCAGUCGACGGCGACCACGAUGGCCGGCGUCUUGAGUUCACGGGAGCCGAGGUGAACAAGGAAGCUGCUCAACCACCAUCAUCGUGUGAAGAGGAGGAGUAGGAAGAGUCUCCAUCGCCGUCCGGUGGCGCGGAGCUGCAGGAGACCGCGAGGGCCGUGAGAUGUCACACAGAGGGGACACACGGAGCGGAGACGCUGCUGGGGGUGACGUUGAGCAGGAGCAGAAGGAGGAGGUGGAGGAGGAGGUGGCCGCCGUUCGUCCAACGGAGCCGUCGGUGAGCGGAGGAGAUGUUGAGAGGCGCUGGAGUGAGACGUGCGUGCAGGUGAAGGUGGAGAGACAGGAGGAGGACGACGACGACAAAAGCUAUGGUGGCGUUCCGGUUCCGGUCGUGCCCUCACCCUCGUCCCCUUGCUCGUCCCGUCGCCGUCGUUCUGGGCCAUGGCCCAGGCAAGGGACAGGCGGCUGCCUUGACCACGCCUGGGGUCGCUAUGCCGCCGGUUCGCCAGAGACUGCCGCUGUGGGGAUGUUAUGGGUCUGUGGCAUCGCAGCUCGAGGGACCUUCGACGUUCGCAUCAAAGAGGAGGACGUCAAAGCGGAGCGAAAGGACGAAAUUGUCGACGAUCAAACCGGCUCCUACGACGACAGAGGAGGAAGAGCGGGGGGAGGUGGAAAGGGAGGAGGCGCGAUCAAGAGCGAGGAACUGCACGUCGUCCCACGACGCCGCGAUCUUCGCAUCGUAAAGGUGGACACGCACGCCGGCGCCGGAUGGGAGAUGGUUCUCAGUCGUCGCUCUGAUAAUGGAGGAGGAGCAGGAGGAGGUCCCAGCGUGAAGCCCGCAGAGCUGUGGGGCUCGCGGCGGUGGGCAGAACGACCGGCGGCUUCGGUGGAUGUGGCGGAGAUCGAGGUGGAGGUGGAGGAGGACGACAAUGAUGAUAAAGGGAUAGCUGUGAGAAGAUGCCCCGGCGCAUUUAGCAGGGGGGAGAAUCUCAGUGCUGCGCUCGGCUUCCGGCCUCCCGGCUUCCAGAGUCUGCGUCGCGACCUCCGCCCAUUGCGAACGGAGCAGCACCCGCUCGGCGGCGACGACGACGACGAACCUCCACGGACCGUCAUCGCGAACGAAGGGCCGUCGGGGCCGGAAGCUCCGACGGCCGCACCGAUGGCCGCCCGCCCGCGGUCCUUCCGGUGCCGUGACUGCGGAGAGGAUGCGGCAGGCGGCGCCUCGCGCCCGGACGAUCACCGGAAGGCUCGCGUCGAGAAGCCCGGCCACAGCCACCACGGGCGCAGGUGCCCGGCGUGCGAGAGGGCAUCUGGUGCAGGGCCUCCGCACGUUUGCCCUACGUGCGGCAAGGGCUUCGUCCGCGCAGCGCACCUCAAGAUUCACGUGAUGACGCACACGGGCGAGAAGCCCCACGUGUGCGCCAUAUGUGGCAAGGCCUUCACCCAGACGCCCCACCUCAAGAUUCACAUGAUGACUCACACGGGCGAGAAGCCCAACGGCUGCCGCCUGUGCGGCAAGGGGUUCAUCUGUCCCUCGAAGCUCAGGAUCCACAUGCGCACGCACACGGGCGAGCGGCCCCACGUGUGCCCCGUGUGCAGCAACGGCUUCACUCAGUCGUCCGUCCUUAAGAGCCACAUGCUCACGCACACGGGCGAGCGGCCCCACCGCUGCGCCGUGUGCGGCCACGGCUUCACGCAGUCCUCCUACCUCAAGAGCCACAUGCGCACGCACACGGGCGACAAGCCCCACCCGUGCGCCGUCUGCGGCAAGCGCUUCAUCUGCCCGUCCAAGGCGGUGGACCAUGAGCGGCUUCGUGGAAGAUCAAAACCCCAGGUGGGGGUCUUCUGCUUUGGGUACUUCACACCAACGUGGCAUUUGAUUGUUUGUGAGUUAAAUUUCAAACUGGUGGUGAGUGCAGCGGUGACAAAGGCAAGCGAUUUCAUUAUUUGUCCUGCUGCAUUUUAACGGCGAUGCAGUCUCCCACAAGAGAGAGAAAGAGAUCAGCCACAAAGGACAUCUGAGAGCAUCCGCCCAUUCGCCCAUGCAAGAAGAGUUAGCUGCUGCCCAAGGUUCUUAUUGGAUACUGGCCCGUCACAUAAUUUAACACGGGCGAUUCGCACACAAUGGUACCAUAAUUUCGCCGAUUGUAAAACCGCUGCUGUCGAUGUAUUCAAAGUCAUUAAACUGGUGUUAUUUGCCGCAGAACCAGCAGGCCACCAGCUGUUGACUCGUGGCCCAACUCAAACCGACCGCUACAGCCUGCCUAAGAUGACGUACCAUUCAAUGAGGUCACACGUCACACGCGUGAGGUUCUUGCCACAAAUUAACCACGACAGCUCGCUGAUCUUUUUGUGCAGCAUAAACCAUCAUCGCGCGAAACCUGCGGCCACAAGAGUUAGCUGCUGCCAAGGUCCUUAUUGGAUACUGGCCUGCCUAUAUCAUUUAAAACGACCGUCUCAUACAAAGCUAUCUCCGAUUAACACCCCCAGCACCAUCGAUUGAGCACGGUCGGCUACGUACGGGUGUGAAAGACGUUCAAUGUGCGUACGUAUUUUGCGCCGAUUGUAAAACGCUCCCCGUGGAUUUUAUAUAUUCGGUGUAGAUAGCCGGGCGGUGGUGGCUAUGCACCUGGCCUCGUAAUCCAGUGCUGUGAAGGUUGGAGGCUCGCACAGAUAUACUAAUAAUAAGACAGUAGACUCUCGAUUAUGCACGCUAAUGAUGGGGAGGACGGCUGCGGAUAAUACAAAAUCAUGAAUAAUACAAAAAUAUAACUAUUUUCUAAAAUAAAGCACAAACUCUAUUGUUACUCUUUCGAUGUAGAAUGAAUACUAACGAUCGACCGAUCGAUGAUGCGCGUGCUCAGUGAUCAUAACACUUUUCUCUUCUCGUCCAGCAGAAGACUCGGCCCACUAAGUGGAUGACAGCAGAGCCACAGCCAAUCAACAUAAAUCAAACUCAGCCCACUGUUGUAAAGAUAUUGCAACUACUGUACUGUAGGUGCGAUCACGUGGAUAUCAAAUUAAGUGGCACAACAUAUUUGUUCAGUUUAAGCACCGUGACUUGGAAAUAAAUAUUUCCAAGAAUAACAAUGCAUAGCUGUUUUUAGAUUACUAAUGUGAGCGUAAGGGAAAAUAGAUGAGUUUUUAAUGUAUGUCAAAAUCUCAGGUGCGCGGUUAAUCCGCCAUGGGUUUUGACUUAACGUUACCAAUUGUUGGCGUAACUGUAAGGCGUUUACGUUAUAUGUGCACGCGGUGGUGCCAAUUUCGGCCAAUCGGAGCUAGUAUUUGAAUUGUAGAUGUUUUGUAUUAACUCUCCAACACACCGGUGUGCUUAAUUUGUAACUAAAUUGGUAGGUUUUGUUGACGUGACAAACCUCACUAAUUGGCCAAGACGGGUGGUGGCGAGUUUAACGACACAUUUAUAUUUACGUGAUCUAGUCCAAAAACCUCUUGUAAAUAGCACCCAAACAACAACACGACAAAAGAAAUGAGUCCACGAGGUCUACUGCACAACCCAGAGCACACUGCCCCAACUUGUCAACCAAAGCCAGGCAACCUUCGCCAGGAGGGGCAGCGGUGGAGUGGCGAAAAAGUGAAUGGCUCAUUGUGAAACUCCCCUUCCGCCGGUGGUGGGUGUGGAGGAGCCACGUUCUUAAUGGAAAAUCCACGGGUUUAUUCAUUUACAUCAAAGUGUCAGGCGCGGGGUUUAAUCCGCAAAUCGGAUAAACCGCAGGGCGGAUAAUCUGGAGUCUACUGUACUGUAAUUUUAUGUGCAGGGUGCUUCAAAAACUUGUUAACUUACAUGGGACGAUCAUUUUUGAUGGAAAAAUAACGGAUAAGAUACACUAACAUGAUAAAUGUAUGUUUAUAGCUUCAAAAAGUCAACGAGUCUCCACUGGUUCGACAUCACUGUUAACACAUGAACUGGAAUCUUCUCCAGGUGGUCUCCAGAGCCCGGAGGCACAUUUCUCGUGGUAGUGUUGCAAAUUCUCAAGUUAACAUUUUUUUGAAGCACCCUAUAUAUAUAAAACCACGUCAUUCUUGCUUGAUAGCAUCCCAUAACGCUGUGCAUCAAUCAUGUAAGAAAUCCACGCCGGUCGCACCCGUUAAAAAAACAAAAAAAGCUGGUGAGCCCAACCUUGAGCGAGUGGCUCACGCCUGAGCACAUUCUGCUAUGAGUCUUUGGGUGCUUGCGGAUCGCGGUCGUGUGCAGCGUUGAAACACCUCCACCACGGAACUCUCCAAUUGCUACAAGAAACAAAGCACCAAAUUGCCUUGCAGGGACCGAGUCCUUGAGCUGCAGUGAAACCCAAUGAUCACGCCGGCUGGAUGUACUCGUGACUCGUAUGGCCGUUGUUCACAAUUGCACCCGAGAAGAAGAGAAAAAAUAAUCACCCAUCCCUCUAUUUAAGACCGAAACAGGAGGAGGAUUUCCCCACAACUCUGUGGCUGUCACCUGAUGAUGCUUGUUGCUGUUGUAAUUACUGGCAAAAUGUCACAGCUACUCGAAUUGUAAAUGUAGUGGGUUAUAGUGCUGUGCUAGUAUUUAAUUGGCACGAUUUUUUACGUGACAAACCCCUUACUGAUUGGCUGUUGGGUGAUGGUUGCGGGUAUAAUGACAUACUUAUAUUCACGCGAUAUAACCCCAAAAAAAACUUGAUGGAUAAUAAACGUAAUGUUAAACAAAGCCAAGUCGAGGUCUUAACCCGCUCACGAAUGGGUCGUAGCUGAUUGAUCUAGGACUCGAGGGCAUGGUCUCAGCCCCCCACUUUACGAGCAGCUCUGAUUGGCCGAAAUUGACGCCACCGCAUGUGCAUGACGCCAACGUAUACCUCUUCGUCAAUAAUUUGGCCACAAAUGCUGUCAUUUGUGAUGGCCAGGUCGCUUCUGAAAAUAAGUAAUAUUUAAAAAUACUUUUUUUUAACAUGCUUUAAUGAAAUGUACUGUACUCGUAAUGGCAAAACUCCACGACUCCAGGAAGUGGCCCCGAAGUUUACCAUAAUGUAAGGGACCGUGGUGAUUUACAGCCAACGUCAGUUGAGCGUGGACAAUUAGACCCAAACCGAAACAUAACAUAUAAAAAAGAUGGUUUAAAUUUUAUAUAUUUUUACGACAAUAUAGUAUUGUCAUAAGUAUACCAAGUUUGCAGUCGAUACCACAUUGGGAAGUGGGUUAAAAUUGAGUUACAAUAUUUGAGGAUACGACAACAACAGACAGUGAGUUAAAUAAAAUCGUGUAUAAAAAAGAACUACGCAGCUCAGUGAGGCCCUUACCUGGUAAAAUAAAAACAAAUGUUUAGUUUCUAAAAUAGUUUAACAGAUUAGUUUAACUUCGAAUCGAAUUCACUUAAACUUGAAAAAAGAAGUUAACAAAAAUCACUGAGGUCUGCACAAGAAAGAGCUGAUCAUGAUUGGCAAAGCAAAAAAAACGUAUAAUGUUAAACAAAGUCAAGUCGAGGUCGAAAUCAGCUCACAAUAGGGGACAUCGCUGGUUGGUCGAGGUUGCACGCGGCUCAGCCCCCCCCCUACUUUACGAGCAGCUCUGAUUGGCCGAAACCGUGCCACCGCGUGCGCAUGACGUCAACGCGUACCGUCACAUCAACAAGGCGGCUCACUACAGGAGGCAUAACGGUGACCCCCGCAAAAAAAGUUAUUUAUUUAGCCAAUGCUAUUUCACGUGGCUUCCCACAGUCAAUGACACCAGAUACAUUCACUAAAUUUAGAUAAAUAAAACAACUUUAUCUGAGUAGACGUCAGCCACCCCCACAUAGCCACGCCCACAGUCAAUGACGUCAGAUACCUUCACUAAAUUUAGAUAAAUAAAUCAACGUUUUCAGAGUAGACGUCAGUCACCCCCAGAUAGCCACGAAGCCACUUUGGAGCCACCUCCAGCACGUGCGGGGCCACCAGUCCUGCACUCUCACACGGUCUUACCACGUGUUCUUGUACAGGGAAAUUAACUUUUCAGGACCAUACGGCGUUACAGCCGUUUGUGAUGGGGCUUUGUAGGAUGAACUUUGAGAUGUAUAAGGUCACGGGUUGAUCAAAAUUGUCUGAAUUGGUCUGUAAUAAGGUAGGGGACUGAUUAUGGGUUGACAGGUAUGCUCCACUACUACACACUGCACUACUAUAAACUAUUACAUACACUACUAUAAACUACUACAUACUACUAUACACUAGGCACUACUAUACAGCCGAAACGUCCGAUAGUGUCUUCUGGCUUCCCGUGGCAGUCACGAUGCCCCAAUCGAUGCUCGGAAGCAGCGACGCACUCCCUGAUCAAACUGUAAGGGGCCGUCCAUAAAUGAUGUCACGCACCUAGGGGGUGCGGGGGGGGGUUCAGACAUUUGUGACGAUGUGUGAUGACGGGGGGGGAGGGGGUUGAGAAAUAUGACGUCACAUCAAAAUGCGCAACUUUAAAUAAAUAUAGACAACACGUUUUACGUAAUUCUCCUACAACAUCAGAGUGCAGCGCUACAUUAAAUACGCACUACAAUGACAAUAGUUUAAAGCAAUUUGAAGCAUGUUUUAUUUGGGGGGGGG